AAACGCUGCACAGUGAUCAGCAGCAAAAGUCUGUAUUGCCUCAAGUGUGAAUGGGAAACAUUGCUCCUAAAGAGCAUGUGUAACUAGUCAAACAUCCCUGUACAAACAAGUUAAACUGCUAUUAGAGCCUUAGGGUAAUCUAUUGUAAAUAUUGCACAACAUACUCAAGGCAUGAUAUUAAUGAAGCCAUAGUCAUGGCACAUGCUCGUCAUGGAACACAGGUGAAGUGUGACUUGUAAAAUAUUCUCUGUUAGUAUCAGCAAUCUCUCAUGGGUGUGAGCAGGUAGAGUAAACACAGAUCAGCCCUCCAGCAUUAAGACUAUAGCAGGAGUACGCUUCCACUUCAAGCCUUGCUGUUGUCUAUUUGAAGACAGGAACUGCACGAAAACAGGGUUGUCUCAUCUUCUGUGGGAUCCGUUUCCUCAGGUAUUUGGUUUGCUUUGCUUCCAGUGCACACAUUGGGUUGUUAACAUUUUUUAAUUACACCAAGUUUACCUUGGCCACACAAAGAGGUUACUUAAUGAGCUUCCCAAUGCCGAGAAAAGCUAUGGCUUUGAGGGCGAUGAUCAAGAAGCAUCGUCCUAAGACAGAAGAUUUGGACCCUCGAAAGUGGAUGAGACAGGAGAAAAUGAGGGGCUUCGCUGACUUCAUAAUGAACAAGCACUCUGUGGAGACAGACGACAGCUUUGACAACGAAGAGAUGUUGCUUGAUAAAGAGAAGCAGUUUAUGGAAGCAGCUAAGAGAAAUGAUGUGGAGACCAUGAAGACUCUUGGAAGAGGGCUGAACACCAAUGCAAAGAAUAUGGAUAACAGGACUGCCCUUCACUACGCAGUAGCUGGCAAAAACAAGGAAGCUGUGCAGCUUCUUCUGCAGCAGAGGGUCAAGGUGGACCAAAAGGACAAUUUCGGUGUGGCGCCCAUUCAUUUGGCUGCCUGGUUUGGUAGUUUGGAGAUCGUGCAGUUACUGGUGCAGGCUGGGGCUGAGCAGAAGGUUGAGAACAAGGAAGGACUGAACAUCAUGCACUGUGCUGCUAUCAACAACCACACUGACAUUGUAGAUUAUAUAGUUAAUGACCUGCAGAUGAGAGAACUAGACAAAGAUGACCAGUCAGGACACAGGCCAUUUGCAUUGGCGGCAGAGCAUGGCUGUGUUGAAAUGAUGGAUAUGCUGAUCAUGCCAUACAACAUGGGCACCAUGAAGCCCAACAAGAGCGGGGACACGCCCCUGCACUUAGCUGCCAGGAACGGCCACUUGGACGCCAUCCAAUCGCUGCUGCAGAACUUUGAUACACGGGAUGAAGUCAAUAUGGAAGGUGAGACAGCUCUGUAUCAGGCUGCAGACAACGGUGAGGAAGAAUGUGUCUUGACCCUGCUUGAGGCUGGUUGUGACCCCAACAUCCUUACAACGGCCAAAUGCAGUGCUCUCCAUCCAGUUUCAGAAAGAGGAGACACGUGUCUUGUCCAAGUCCUCUUAGAUUACGAAGCAAAUACGGACUUCCAAAAUCAGCACCUAGAGGCUCCUAUCCACCUGGCAGUGAAGAACAGUCACAUCCCUGUCAUCCAUUCUCUACUGAGGGCUGGCUGCAACGUUAAUGUCACCGAUAAGAGGUCCCAGACUGCUAUGCAUCUCGCUGCAGAGGUGGCAAGAAUUGAAGUUGUGGAAAUGCUUCUUAAAGCCGGGCUGGAUCCGACACUCCAAGAUAAGCAGGGUAAGACGGCUCUGGGUGUGGCAGUCAGAGCAGACGAGGCGAUUAUUGUGGACAUGAUCAUCAAAGCAGAAAGAUACUACGCCUGGAGGAAGGCCAACCCAGAUGUUGAUGAGAGAAUUCACAGCGAGUGUCCGCUAACGUUUAAACUCGACCACCGCUACGAGACCAAGCAGCUCCGUUCGAUGGCCUGGCGCCUGGCGUACGAGCUCCUGAAACCAGGAGACUGGAAAAGUCUCGCAGAACACUGGGGCUUCACUCAGGACCAAGUGUCAGCUAUCGAGGAGCAGUGGACAGGUCAGCACAGCUAUCAGGAGCAUGGGAACAGGAUGCUGCUGAUCUGGCUCCACAGGGAGGAGUUGGCUCAGAGGAGCCCUGCUAAAGAACUCUACCAGGGCCUCAUCUUCACAGGGAACAAGAAAGCUGCAGAUAUGAUUCGGAUGGAGUCGGAGAGUUCCAGCAGUAAGCACUGCAGCAUUGUAUGAGGAUGAACAGUGCAACAUAUGGACUCACAAAAACGUCAUGUCAUUUUCAACUACUGCUCUGUACAGGAAGUUAGCAGUAAAAUUAUUUAUUUUAAAAAUAAAAUUGUGCAUCAGAUCAUUAACAUAUGGCUUUGGUUUAGUAAAGCAAACAACCUGUGGUGUUGGACGGUCUGUCUCAAUAGAAAACUUCACUAAAAUAAAUACUUAAAAAUAUGUGUACAGUGUUACAGUACAGGCUCACCUGUGCAUAAUUUAAAGUUAAACUUUUUCAUAGAAAUAAAUGUCCAUUUUGCAAUUCUAAAAUGUGUCCAGCUGGUAAUAAUUAAAAACAUUAACAUGUGCAGUUCUAAA
This is a messenger RNA of Sebastes umbrosus (honeycomb rockfish), 2542 nucleotides long. RefSeq names its product ankyrin repeat and death domain containing 1B (gene ankdd1b). NCBI's taxonomy places the organism in Eukaryota, Metazoa, Chordata, Actinopteri, Perciformes, Sebastidae. Gene Ontology annotation, biological process: signal transduction. The transcript has 15 exons. The record is from RefSeq and is a predicted model, not a curated record. Gene Ontology annotation, molecular function: protein binding. The coding region runs from base 521 to 2191 and encodes 556 amino acids.